Messenger RNA from Dermacentor andersoni, 2332 nucleotides. RefSeq names its product alpha-1,6-mannosyl-glycoprotein 2-beta-N-acetylglucosaminyltransferase-like. Gene Ontology annotation, biological process: protein N-linked glycosylation; oligosaccharide biosynthetic process. The record is from RefSeq and is a predicted model, not a curated record. Gene Ontology annotation, molecular function: alpha-1,6-mannosylglycoprotein 2-beta-N-acetylglucosaminyltransferase activity. Gene Ontology annotation, cellular component: Golgi stack; Golgi membrane. NCBI's taxonomy places the organism in Eukaryota, Metazoa, Arthropoda, Arachnida, Ixodida, Ixodidae.
AUCUAUAUAUAUAUAUAAGCGUCACACGCGUACUUCGCGGCAUCUCUGCUACAUGGCGCAGCGUGUUCAGUGGGAAGAGCGAGAGAGGAGCUAGGCUGCAGCACAAACGCCUCAUGCAUAACGGUCUUCUGCGGCGACGGCAAUGUGGCGUGUCGCUACAUUGCUUGAGUGCUAAGCGCAUUCACCUUGACAUUCAUGGUGAGAUGGCUUCUGCCGGAAUGUUUUUUUAAUUAUGCUCUAUUUAUCACUUUACCCCACUUAACGAAUGUCAACUCAACUAUUCCAACGGUACACUCUCCCAAUUAUUUAAAUAAAGUCGUGUAAGAAUGAUCUAUAGGAGCGACCCUUCCUGCGGGUGCAUCGCACAGGAAAGAAGAGGAAGAAGAACGUUCGAUUGGAAGACGCGUGCUUCGAGCGGCGUCGCUGACGGAAGAACAAUGUGGAUCAAGAGGAUUCUUCUGCGCCUGCGGCAGCGGCCCUCCUUGUUCACUGGCUGUCUCUGCUUCCUGGUGUUCCUGUUCUACACCUUCAGCGACUACUGGUCGCGCGGCGGAGCCACACCGGUAACAGGCAGAACGGUGCCCUGGGGCGGACAGCAAGUGGCUGCCGCCAUCAAGGGCUCUCCACAGUCGUCUAAUGGCGCUUUCCAGCAGAUACCACUUGAGCCGGUGACGGAACAGGUAGUCGCUCAGGUGAACGUGGAGGAUUUGCGGAUCUUCGCGUUCAACCUCAACAAGAGGCAGCAGGUGCACCACGAGGAGAAGUUCGGCGCCACCCUGGAGCCCUCGGACCCGGUCAUAGUUGUGCAGGUUCACAACAGGUGGCGCUACCUGCAGUACCUGCUGCACAGCCUGUCCCAAGUGCGGGGUAUCGAACGCGCGUUGCUCGUGUUCAGCCACGACCACUACGACACGCACAUGCUCCACCUGCCAAGGACGGUGACCUUCUGCAGGGUGAUGCAGAUAUUCUUUCCCUAUUCCACUCAAAUUUACCCGCACGAGUUUCCAGGCGUCCACCCGAACGACUGUCCGAGGAAUAUCCAUUUCGAACAGGCUCGUAAGAUAAAAUGCAACAACGCCGAUUAUCCCGACCAGUAUGGCCACUACAGGGAGAGCAAGUUCACCCAGAUUAAGCAUCACUGGUGGUGGAAGAUCAACGUCGUAAUGGAGAGCCUGAACCUCACGCGCAGCCACGAGGGCCCCAUCAUGCUGCUGGAGGAAGACUACUACGUGGCCCCGGACUACAUCGACGCCGUCAGGUUACUCCUCGCAAACAGGCACGCCCUUUGCGGAACAAGCACGUGCCUUUGCAUGGUGGGAAACAACGACUACAAUGUCAAAAAGCCACUCACUGACGCCGUGGAAAUCCGUCCCUGGAACAAGAGCACCAACAAUCUCGGCAUCAUCAUGACACGUGACUUGUGGAAGGACAUCCGGGCAUGCUUCAGCGAAUUCUGCAUGCACGACGACUACAACUGGGACCUGACGCUGACUGCGGUGGCGAACAAGUGUCUCCCUGCCGGCAGCCUGACCGUCAGCUUGAGGGUCAGCAGGGUCUUCCACAUUGGAGAGUGUGGUGUGCACCGUCGUCCCAAACAGUGUCGAGAGGUGCUGCUCCGCAAGGCUCGCCUGGUGAUUCCCAAGGAAGGCUUUGGGUCCGAGCACAUCCGCCAUCUGCGACCCAUCAAGCCACGCGUCGUCAGGCUGCCCAAAAUCAGCGGAGGAUGGGCCGACGUCCGAGAUCACCAGCUCUGCGUCAAGAUGACGCUGUGGGGAUCUUAGGCACCCAUCCAACCCUAACUUAAAAAAAAAAGAACAGUCAUAAGUCUCAUGACCCCCAUAUCCAAUAAUUCGCUGUGAUCAUGUGAAGUCUUACAUAGAACCACAUACGAUCAUAUUCAUUUUCAUUCUUUUUCAUACGUUCGAAUGAACAUCAUGGUCAUGAGUUAUCGAUAUCACAAUCGUAUGACCUCCCAUAUUCAACAUGUGGUAUCGUAACCAUCCUUUUGGACAUUGGGGUAAAUACUGAGGACAUGGCUUCUUUUUUUUUAUAUGAGCAUGAUCUCAUCGUCUGAGCACAAGGAAGACACAGCUCUGUCGUAAAACGGGACGAUUGUUUUGUUAUGCACAUACUUCUUAUCGCUUCGUUUUAACUUCUGGUUUGUUUCUAAACAAUAUCGUUCCCUGCGUCAUAAAUAUUUCGCGUGGUGUCUUUUACAUCUUGUUUCUGCGCGCACUCUUGCAGGGAACAGCGCAAGAUUGCGUUAUUUCGGAAACUGGUUGAUAUACCGAAAAAUAUGCAUGCCCUCACCAUACGAGGAAAAAUAUUUCAA